Molecule: messenger RNA, 813 nt
Organism: Pistacia vera
Lineage: Eukaryota; Viridiplantae; Streptophyta; Magnoliopsida; Sapindales; Anacardiaceae
Exons: 1
Coding region: 87-758 (223 amino acids)
Source: RefSeq, a predicted model, not a curated record
UUCCAUCCAAAACUAUCAACACAAAAAGCUUACAAAUAUCUUAUCUUCUUCUUGCUUUUCACAUUUCUUGUAGCUUUAAAGCUCCCAUGGCAUCCACGUCCACACUCCUUCACUGUCUUUCUCAACCAAGCUCUGCUCACCUCAACCAUCCCAUCCCAUCAAAACUUGUCCUCCAUAACCAAUUACCCAAAACCCACUUAUCCAUCAAAUGCAGUACCACUUCAAACAACUUAACCCCCAACCCAGAUGAUGGUAAACAACCCCAAGAUUUCCCUUCUCCAUCUCUAAACUCAGUGGCCACCACCAGCCCUGAGUCUUUCCCCAUCGAAAAUAGAAGAAAAUCUGAGAUACUCCGGGAGAGAAAGUCAAAAGCAGGUCUUGUGAAGCCAGAACCACCAAACUUCGAAGUGGGUUGGAGAAGAACCAAAGAGAUAAACUUGGAUAAGCCAAUAGGGUAUGAGAUAAUGGACUUCUUGGAGAAGUUGCAGGAGUUGAUGGAGAGAGAUUAUGGCUCCACAACGCUUCUAGAGAAAGCAGGAGAGAUAGUGGCGGAGAGAGCGAGAGAAGAGGCAGAAUUGUUGAGAGAUGAAGGGAAAGUUGAGGAUAGAAUGGUGAUAGAGUUGUCUAGAGUUUUGAGGUUGAUGCAGAUGGAUUUGGCCAUGGUGAAAGCUGCUGUUAAAGAAGAGACUUUGGGUGAAAGACUUGAGCAAGCUAAGGCUCGCUGCAGACAAGCCGUACUUAUUGCUAAUUCUUUUUGAACAAUAUUAUAUACACAUGAUUCGCAAAUGGGUGUAUCAAAAUUCUAUCAAUUAC